Aspergillus terreus NIH2624 is the source of this 858-nucleotide messenger RNA. Its product is annotated as putative acetyl xylan esterase (Axe1). Gene Ontology annotation, molecular function: hydrolase activity; cellulose binding. Lineage: Eukaryota; Fungi; Ascomycota; Eurotiomycetes; Eurotiales; Aspergillaceae. Gene Ontology annotation, cellular component: extracellular region. Gene Ontology annotation, biological process: carbohydrate metabolic process. The transcript has 3 exons. The record is from RefSeq and is a predicted model, not a curated record. Bases 1 to 858 code for a protein of 285 amino acids.
AUGCUGUGGACCCUAUCUAUCCUCCCCCUUCUGGGGCACGCCAUCGCCAGCGCCGUGCCAGCUGAAAAGCGCCAAAGCUGCCCGGGAGUGCAUGUCUUUGGCGCUCGCGAGACCACCGCGUCACCAGGCUACGGCUCCUCCAGCACGGUGGUGAACCUGAUCCUCAGCGCAUACUCGGGCUCGACCGCCGAGGCCAUCAGCUACCCAGCCUGUGGCGGGCAGUCAUCCUGUGGCGGCGUGAGCUACUCCGCCUCCGUGGCCGCGGGCAUUGACGCCGUGGCGUCCGCGGUAAACUCGUUCAACACCCAGUGUCCCAGCACGCAGUUGGUGCUGGUUGGAUACUCCCAGGGCGGCGAGAUCAUGGACGCCGCGCUCUGCGGUGGAGGCGUCCCCAACCAGGGCGUCACCAACACGGCCGUGCGGCUGUCGUCCUCCGCCGUGAACAUGGUCAAGGCCGCCAUCUUCAUGGGCGAUCCACUCUUCCGCGCCGGUCUGCCGUAUGAUGUCGGGACGUGCAGUGCUGGAGGCUUCGAUGCCCGGCCGGCUGGGUUCUCUUGCCCCUCCGCCAGCAAGAUUCAGUCGUACUGUGAUGGGCCCGACCCGUACUGCUGCAAUGGAAGCAAUGCGGCGACCCAUAAUGGAUACGGUGCGGAGUAUGGCCAGGCGGCGCUGACGUUUGUCAAGAGCAAAUUGAGCUCGAGCUCGUCUGGGGGUGGCUCCACUGGAGGGGGGAGUGGCUCUGGCGGUACUGUUGCGCAGUAUGGACAGUGUGGUGGGCAGGGAUAUACUGGGGCGACUACGUGCCAGAGUCCGUAUACGUGCACUGUGAUGAAUCAGUGGUAUUCUCAGUGCUUGUAG